This is a messenger RNA of Protopolystoma xenopodis, 477 nucleotides long. The record is from the annotation of a GenBank genome assembly. NCBI's taxonomy places the organism in Eukaryota, Metazoa, Platyhelminthes, Monogenea, Polystomatidea, Polystomatidae.
CUGCCUCAGUGCGAGUUUCGUCUUCAUUCCGCCCUCGAGUUCACCCCUCCUCCCGGCCCCAAAAACCCAUCCGGACACCCUGUUCUCCGUUGCCAUCCUUCCCAUCAUCUUAGACCCCCUCAGCCCCUCUCCCCCCCCCUCCACUUUGUCUCUCAUCCGCUCGGCCUGGAUGGUAUCCUCUUGGGUCUGGCCAGCUGUCGCAUCGACGGAGAGGAAAUGAGCUGUCCUUCGCUCGGCCGGUCAAGCGAUCACUUUUGCGAAGAUGUGCUCCUCCGGUUGGCCUGCAUGCGUCAACCAGAAGGGACAAUCAAAUCGGUGCCUUUUUCUCCCAGUUUUGGGCUCAACCGACAGACUUAUUGCUACUCAAACAGACCGCAAUUUCCUGGGCACUAUCGCCCAAUCGCUUACCUCACACACCUGCUCCCAGUCACAAAUUGUCCCGCCACACCCGUCCGAUCCGACCCCUGGGCUGUGUGA